AGAUGUCACAAACCCAGAUGACAAAUAAUUGGGCUCUAAUUUCCGAUGGGUCUUUUCUUGUAAUUCCAAUAAUUAAUUUGUGUUACGAUAAAUUUGUUUGGGGUUCAAUUCAAUCAAUCAUCAAAUUUUAACCCAACCUUAAUAUUGAUGGGACUUUUAUAAGUAAUUUUGCAUCAUUUACUUAUUGAAGUUAUAUAUAUAUAAUUCAUUUAUUCUGUUAACCCUUUGUUACAGUGUUUUUGUUAGUGGGGGUUUGUGGUGCGAAACGAUUUAGCAACAACAACAACAGCAGCAACCUCUAAGGCAACAUGGAGUUUAACAGCCAAUCAUCAUCCAUCAAUGACGGUGGCAAAAAGAAACGGAAUAGACCGAGCUUAGUAUGUGUGGUAUGUAAGAAGAGAAAGAUUAAAUGUGAUAAGGGUAAACCUUGUUCAUCAUGUGUUCGAAAGAAGAUUGAAAGUUCAUGUAUUUAUGAAGACAUCCCUAUACCAACCAGAAGUAGAAAACGUUCUAAACUUAAUAAAAAGGAAAAAACUCAUCCUAGUCCUUCUUCAAGUGAUCUGAAUCAACAUGAUGAAUAUGAUGAUCAUGAUCAUGAUCAUGAUCGUGAUGAAGAUGUUGGUGAUCAUUUAGAUGAAAAUGAAGAAUAUACUGGUGUAAGAACAUCAUCAAUAUCAUCAUCUGACAAAUCAAGAGUAAUCAGUCGGACUAACAUGUUUGAUCAUCUUGACUCCAGUAUUAGCCCUGUAAAUAAUAAUAAUAAUACCAAUGCUGAUAGUGCCAAAGCUUCUAAAACAGAUUCAUCGUUAGUGUUAGUAUCAAAAGCGGAAUUAGACGAAUUAAGAGCCAAAGUUCAACGUUAUUCCUUAGGUUUGAUAUCUCCUGCUCGUUCCGAAACAUCAUUAAAUGAAUCAUCCUACAAUAAUCAACCUCCAUCCGGCCAAUCAACUGCACCCACUUCCAUCGUAUCAAGUCCUGGUUCAGGCCAUUAUUUGAAUAAAUUCAUGAGUCAAGAUCGAUUAAUGUUAUUACAAUGUCAUGAUGUAACUUUACCUGGUCUUGUCCCUGAUAAAGAAUUACAAUGUCGUAAUGAGUUCUAUUUCAAAAAUAAAUUUCAAACUGAUGUAGUACGUAAGAUUGCCCUUAAAGAUAUUCCAAUGCCUGAUAAUUCACCUCAAUCUAUAGCUGCAUAUGCCGUGGGUAUAAAUCCUUAUGAUAGUGAAAGUGAUACCAUUAAUUUUUAUGAAGAUUAUGAUCCUAUUCAUAUAAAAAGUCAAGAUAAAAGAGUUAGUUAUGGUCCAUUAGCAUGGGCUUCAAUACAAAGAAAAGAUCAUACUUUAAGUUUAUUAAAACGAUAUACUUCAUCUCCUAAAUUCAAAGAGAUGUUCGCCAUAAAACAUCAACUGAAACAACCAUCGGUAGCUCCAAGCAUAUCAAAAGAACCAACCGUAGCAGCUACUUCGACCUUAAAUACCACAUCAGAAACAAAUCAAAAUUAUGAUACUAAAUGUGUAUUAGUUCAAAACCCAGCUAAAGAACAUCAACGAGCAUUAAAUUUAGAUGGAAGUCAAUUACCUCAUUUUUCAAAAAAAAUACUAGAAGAAGAUGAUGAAAUGGUUCCAUAUGAAAUUAAAAAGGAUCAUCAACCUGAACUGAAGGAACAAUCAGAAUCAGAAUAUUUAGGCGUUUACGAUAAGAAACCAGCGGUAUUGGCUAAAAAGACCUUAAAUCUUAAUAAUAAAUUCAUUGAAGAUCGUGUUUUAACUUUAGGUUUGACUAUUCUUGAUGGCGAUAGACUUGAUGGAGAAUUGAAAUUGAUUGAACAAAUCCAAAGAUUGAUACCUAAACGUAAAGUAAUCUGGAUCUUGGUUAAGCGAUUCUUUAGAUUGGUUUAUCCUUAUUUCCCAUAUAUUGAUGAAAGUGAUUUCCGUAAUAAACUUCAAGAAAUCAUAGGGAAAGAAUCGGUGUUUGAUGACGCCAAACCAACCGUUAAAGUUCAGAAAAAGACCGAUUUUGCUCAUCUUGGUAUAUUGUUUGUGGUUUUAAGACUUGCAUAUUUAUCAUUAUUCUUUAAUAAGAGUUCAAUUAAUGAAACUAUCUUAAGUAAAACUGAACUGUUAACUCCUGAAGAAGAUGAACGGAAAUAUUUAUUAUUAAAUCCAAUCAAUUUAUGUUCUAUUGAAGUUGCUCAAACUUGUUUACAUCAAUUUCAAUUAUUACGUAAAUUAAGUUUACCCAUUCUACAAAUUGCAUUAUACUUAAGAAUAUAUCAUCGAUUAGCCCCUGAGGAUGGGGAUGGAUUAGAUGGAGGUGAUAGUCAAGUCUACAAUGGAAUGUUAAUUCAAAUGGCUUAUUCAAUGGGUCUUAAUCGUGAACCCACAAAAUAUAUGACUGACGAAAAAACUAAUAAUUUAUGUCGAAAGAUUUGGUAUUUCUUAUGUAUCAAUGAUUUCACUCAAGCUUUUACAUUUGGAUAUCCCUUAACUACUAAUAAAAUGUAUUAUGAUACAAAGGCUCCUCGUUAUGGUACAGAUAAUUUUAAUUUAAAUGAUCAAGAAUUAGAAAAGGCCACCAUAACAUUAUUCAAGUAUGGUGAAGCAUUAAUCAAAGGUCCAAUGAGUAAUUUAUUGGAAAGUAUUUUAAAUAUCGAUAAACAAAUUAAAAUGUCGGAAUUAACUGAACUUUUAAAUCAUUUUGAAGCAGGUGUAAGAGGUAUAUUUGGUACUGUUCAUGAUUAUGUGAAUCGAUUAGAAUCAACUGAUGUUACUUAUAGAUCUACGAAGAUUAUGAAAACCACGGCUAUAAUAAGUUUGAAUGCAUUCUUUGUGUCGAUAUAUUUCCAAUUGGGUGCUUAUUAUGAUAAAAAGAAAAACCAUGAAUUAAGUUUCUUUUAUUUAAAGAAAUUAACUUCAGUAACGAUUGGAGAAAUGAUUCCAAGUUUCUUAUCACUUAUUAUUAGAAGUCAAGAAAAUUUCGGAGAAGGAGCUGAUUUAGUUAUAAAUCCCGGUAUCAUUCAAGCUAUUCAAAGAACUUGUGAAGUUAUUGUUAUAAGUUUGGUUAAAUAUAAUUUAUGGAUUUAUAAAUCAUGUACUUCUCCAGAUCAUAAAUCAAAGUAUAGUUCCGAUGCCAAGUAUAGAACUUAUUUUGAUUCCAUGUGUUUAUAUGUUAAUGUCUUGGAAAAAUGUUGUAAAAUAUGCUUAGCCGCUGCUAUGGUUAUGAGUGGAAGAUAUUAUUAUGCAUGGGCCAUAACUAAGAUUCAUGGAUUCUUUUUAAAGAUUGUUAAUGGAGCUGAAUUUUAUGAAACUCAUAAGGAUGCUGAAUUAUAUUUCAAUCCUCCUACAUUGGAUCAAUUAGAUGAAUUAUAUAAAAUUGGACAAAUUUCAAUUACUACCUUAGGUACAAGAGCCAGAAGAGGUCCAAAACGUUGUGAUAAUCCUGAAUUUCAGGAAUUAUAUACUAUUGAUCCAAAGCAAAAGCCAAGUAUACUUAAGGAUUUCGAUGAUUCUUAUUUCUAUGUACCUGAAACUGUGAAUCCUAAUUAUAAUGCUAUGCCUUAUGGUACUGAUAUGCCCACCGCUGGAUCUAACUUUAAUGAUGCUGGAGGUGAUAUGCCAUUUGCUAGCACAACACCAUUAUCUGACUUUUCGAAUGGGGUACCGUUUGAUGAGCUUGAUUUAGACGAUUGUCCUGAAAUUGAUAGUGUAUGGUUACAAAUGCUUACACAGAAGGUAAAUCCAAAUUUAAGUUCAAUACCUUCUGAGUUUAAUGAUAUUAAUAUGAAUAAUGGAAAUUCAAACUAUGCAUCCAAUGGACUUAACAAUAGCAAUAGUUUUAAUAAUAAUACUAACAUAAACUUCAAUGCCAAUGGCAAUAACAAUGCUAACGUCAAUCCAACUCCAGCAGCUAAUAAUACUACUGCACCUGCAUAUCCUUCAUUAUCUAAAUCUGAACAAUCUGCUACACCAGCAGCAGCAGCUAAUGGUAACACUGCAACGUUCGACUUCAAUUCAUCGAGUUUCCCUAACUAUCAACUAUUUGAAACUGCAUUUACUGAUAUAGCUGAUGGUAGUUUUGAUUUUUUCACUGAUACAGUUGACAAACUCUUGAAUUAAACCUCUUCUUUCUUUCUUUCUUUUUGUUGUUUAUUAUUUAUUAUUUAUUAUCUAUUUGUGUAUUUAUGACGUAACUCUGAUCAUGGUAAAAAUAUAUGAUUGUGUUUCUGGUAAAACUAGGCUUUAAUCUCUAGGUAUUGUUCAUUAUGUAUAUCCGGAGAGGCUUGUCGCAGACCUCGGAGUUAGUCCUGCCGGAAUUUCCCAGUUGGGAUUUGUAAUCUUCCUAUUU
Molecule: messenger RNA, 4341 nt
Organism: Scheffersomyces coipomensis
Lineage: Eukaryota; Fungi; Ascomycota; Pichiomycetes; Serinales; Debaryomycetaceae
Gene: ZCF35
Product: Zcf35p
Exons: 1
Coding region: 309-4112 (1267 amino acids)
Biological process (GO): positive regulation of transcription by RNA polymerase II; DNA-templated transcription
Cellular component (GO): nucleus
Molecular function (GO): zinc ion binding; RNA polymerase II cis-regulatory region sequence-specific DNA binding; DNA-binding transcription factor activity, RNA polymerase II-specific
Source: RefSeq, a predicted model, not a curated record